CCCAUCUCCUCCGCUGCUAACCACACGCACUGACGCGUAGAAGGCAGGACCGCCGCCGCGUAUAGCUCCUCCUCGCCGGCGCCCCUUACCGCUUUCGAGUUCGAGCAAUGGAAUCGAGGAAGCCGCCGCCCUCCCCCCUCGUCGACAGCUAUGUGGUACCGGGCGACGUCGUCCUGGACCUCUCCGAGAUGACCAACCAGACCAUAAAGCUCGGCAUGGGCCUGCGUCAGGAAUGUGACACCAUCCAGGCGACCAGUGCUGGGAUGCUGCGGUUGUCGAAGCCCAACAAGUAUUGGGUUGAGAGUUCCCAGAAGAGGUAUGUACCUUCUGUAGAAGAUACAGUUCUUGGUGUUGUGGUCGACACAAAACCAGACAACUUUUUGGUGGACAUAAAGGGUCCUAAUGUGGCCUUUCUACCAGUGCUUUCAUUUGAAGGUGGUACCAGGAGAAACAUACCAAAAUUCGAGAUUGGUACAUUAAUAUAUGCUCGAGUAGUGAAGGCAAAUAGCUUCAUGAAUCCAGAGCUCUCAUGCAUGGAUGCUGCUGGGAAAGCUGCUGAAUUUGGUCAGUUGAAAGGUGGCUUUAUGUUUGACACAUCAACUGGCAUGUCACGAAUGUUGUUAAGUUCGCCGACAUGUCCAGUUCUGGAGGCCCUUGGGAAAAAAUUAUCAUUUGAAAUUGCUGUUGGACUCAAUGGUCGAGUCUGGGUGAAUGCUCCUGCACCAAGUACUGUCAUUCUUGUAUCAAAUGCGAUUAUGAGGUCAGAAUCUUUGAGUGGCAUAAAACAAAGAGCUAUGGUAGAAAAUCUCCUGGAGAGAUUGUCAUGAUGGCAAUGUACUCUUCGCGCUGUCGAUGCAUUUUGGAGAAUGGCUUGGUUAGAGCCGCAGCCGAUUCCGGCGAAUUGGCGAAAGAGGCUGGUUUGUUUCAGUGUUGUAGAAUGUAGACAACUAAUAGAAUGGCUGGUUUAGAAUGAAUUUUCUGGCUAAUACUACAUCAUGAAUUUUUCAAUGUGGAUGCGCUAUAAUCAGAUAUCUGCACUAGGUUGCCUGCCGAUCUUGUUGAAAGAAGCCUCGUGAUGACCCAAUUCCAACAUUUCAUAUCCGCUGCACUCGGAAAUGCUGAUCUUGUUGAAAGAAGCCUCAUGAUGACUCAAUUUCAACAUUUUUUGUAUUCUUUGCACUCAGAAAUUGACUUCUUCUGAUCCCA
Messenger RNA from Panicum hallii, 1206 nucleotides. RefSeq names its product putative exosome complex component rrp40. Gene Ontology annotation, biological process: nuclear polyadenylation-dependent rRNA catabolic process; poly(A)-dependent snoRNA 3'-end processing; CUT catabolic process. Gene Ontology annotation, molecular function: RNA binding. Lineage: Eukaryota; Viridiplantae; Streptophyta; Magnoliopsida; Poales; Poaceae. The coding region runs from base 108 to 827 and encodes 239 amino acids. The record is from RefSeq and is a predicted model, not a curated record. Gene Ontology annotation, cellular component: nuclear exosome (RNase complex); cytoplasmic exosome (RNase complex). The transcript is spliced from 10 exons.